Salvia hispanica is the source of this 1367-nucleotide messenger RNA. It is a transcript of the gene STN1, whose product is annotated as Nucleic acid-binding, OB-fold-like protein. Gene Ontology annotation, molecular function: nucleic acid binding. Lineage: Eukaryota; Viridiplantae; Streptophyta; Magnoliopsida; Lamiales; Lamiaceae. The record is from RefSeq and is a predicted model, not a curated record.
CGUAACAUGAAAUGAACACACCGUUGAAAUUCCCGCGCAAAAAACGUUGAGUUUGGAUUGAGCCAUCAGCCAUGGAUCUGUACAACACCCACGUCAAGCUUCUAGCCUUUGAUUUUCUCUCUCUUACCCCUACCCGAUCAGAUCCCUCUUGCUUCCAACGCAAGGGCCUGCGCCUCUCGCGCGCCGAGUCGAUCGGAGUGGUGGUCACUCGGGAGCUCAAGCCCGGUAAAUUCCUCCGCUUCUCCAUCGAUGACGGCACCGGCUGCAUCCCCUGUGUGCUCUGGCUCAACCAACUCACCUCCUCUUACUUCUCCCGGAGGAGCCCAUCAUCUGUUCGGUCAAUUGCCCGAACCGCGCUCCACUUCGCCUCCGAGAUCCAGCUCGGCGUCGUCGCCCGGGUGCGCGGCAGAAUCACCGCCUACAGAGGAACCGUCCAGAUUACGGUUUCCGAUUCCGCUUUGGAGACCGAUCCGAAUGCGCAGGUUUUGCAUUGGUUGGACUGUGUCAGGUUGGCCAGGAGAUGUUACGAUAAGUUUUCCACAAUUAGGGUUUGAUUGAUUUGGGGAUUUCUCGUUUAUGAAGUUACUUUGCUUAAUUGAGCCAAUUUUACUUGAUUCAUAUGCUGGGGGUUUGUUUGAUUCAUUCAAUUUGCUGGCUGAUGAUUCUUGAUUCCUUGUUUGUGAGUAUUGCUAUUCCAAAUAAUUGGGGUUUUGCUUGAUUCAUUCAUUCACCAUGGUUAAUCAUCUCAACAAGCAUGUGUUGUACUUCAAUUUUUAGAGAAUAGGGAAUUCUCAUUCACUAAAACAAUUGGUAUUGAGAGAUACUACUUAGUUUUCGUUCCUCUGCGAGUUUGUUUGUGUUCGGGGACCCCGGCCCCUUGUUGCACUAGGGUCCUAAUAAAUUUCCAUGUUUCACCAAGUCUGGAAACUAGUUGAACAGAGCCGAACAUAGGAGCUGUCGAUUAAUUGUUUGCUCUGUAUAGCAAUUGCUAUUUUCAUAUCAAGUCCAUUUCUUUCUAAUGGUAAAUCUUGUCCUGCUGUAACUUGUUGGUUGUAAUUCUGUUUAGCUAGUGUUACAAUCCAAUUUCUUGAGAACUAAGCGAUAUGUCGAUAGUGGGACAUGUUUUUCCUUGCUAGAAAACCCCAAAUCAACAGCGUCUGUUUGUCUCUUUAUUUGAGUUUAUCUUUCAUUUAGAUUGUAGCAAGUGUUUGGCUUUUUUUACUAGAGAAAUAUGUGAUCAAUCUAAUGUCAAACAAUGCUCUGUUUACUGUCUCUGACAAUUUUGGCCAAUCAGAAUGUUAAGCAAUCGACACAGCCUUAAACUGUCCGUCGUAUAUGUGAGUAUUACAUGUUCCUUUGUACUGAAA